AUGACCAUAGAGCUGGCUUCAGGUGCCUUAGAAUUUGACAGUUCUGAGGUUCCUGAUCCUCCCGCCAUAUCAUUCACAAACGAUCUGGACCGAUUGGAUUGCAUAUGGGAUGAUUCUUCACCAUCCUGGGACAACUCAUCUCCACUACUCUUGCGCGAUAGAAGUAUUGCGCUCAUUCAUUGGCUCAAGCUAUACCAAUACCCCCUGAAACCUGCGGCUUUCUGGGAGAAAUAUAGUGCGAAUGGGAAGCGUUUGCCUAUCACCAAGAUCUCUGACCUGCUCAAGCAAGCUCGGAAGCUUCGUGAUCAGGAACUGGCCCAUCAAGCCAAGGUGUCAUUUGGAACUCAGUUUUCGCAGGUGUUUGCAUAUCGCACAGGUGGUGAGGCAGAGCCUCGAGUGAAAAGCAACGUAUCCUCCAUUGCACGAACCUUCGAGAAGUUGCAAGCUUCCACAAUCUCAUGA
This is a messenger RNA of Laetiporus sulphureus 93-53, 462 nucleotides long. RefSeq lists its product as uncharacterized. The transcript has 2 exons. The coding region runs from base 1 to 462 and encodes 153 amino acids. NCBI's taxonomy places the organism in Eukaryota, Fungi, Basidiomycota, Agaricomycetes, Polyporales, Laetiporaceae. The record is from RefSeq and is a predicted model, not a curated record.